AUGUAUGCGGCGGCGGGCUACUCUGGGAUGCCCUUCACCGUGCACCGGGGGACGCUUAAGACGGCCCAGAUCACAUACGAGGGCUUCUCUGGAGAGGUGCCGUUCACGCUCGUGCUGCCCGAGGCGUACGACCCCGACAAGGAGGGCGGGCAUCCGCUGCUGGUUUGCCUCGCUGGACCUGGUAUGCCGGAUACAAUGAUCCUGGAGCCGCAGCAGGUCUUUGGCUUCAUGGACCCGUCCGACCUGAGCAAGAGCCAGGUCAGCGGCAUCAUGAGCCGUGCAAAGGCUGCCAAUUUGCCGCUUGCCUUGCUGUGCGCCACUUGCGCAGGCCACCCUCAGAUGGCGGAGUUGUCCAACACUUGCGGGCGGUGGUCGGACUGGACGAACGGGAGCGCAAACUGGGAGACGUUCACCGUCAAAGAGCUGCUGCCGCACGUUCGGGAACACUUCAACGUUGGCUCCGAUAACCCAGCAGAAGUUGCCAUCACGGGUAUCAGCUCGGCCGGCCAGGGUGCGCUGCGCUUCGGGCUCAAGCACCCCGACGUGUUCGGUGUGGUGUGUGGCCUCUCGGCAGCCAUCACACCCACCGCAAAGGCGGCCGACCUCUACCUCGAGCACCCGAAUGACGGGGUGCUCAACGAGGACGACUUCCACGCCAACAACGCCAUCUCGAUCGCGAGCAACCCGGCGGCGCAGCAGGCUCUCAAGGAGCACGGCACGAAGAUCCUAAUCGAUUGCGGCGGCCGAGAUGAGCUCUACCCGUACGCGGGCGCCGAGAUGCUCCAUCGCGUGCUUGCGGACAGCGGCAUUGAGCACGAGUACCGUCUUGGGUUGCACGGCACCCACAUCGGGUCUGACGCGUGGGCGAGAGACAUGUACGCGGUCGACUUCGCCAUCAAGCACAUAACACGCCACCUGCGGGGCUCGGACCCGAUGGAUGCGGGGCUGAGCGCGCACAUGCAGGGCGUGGCAGAGGGCUGCCUCGAGAAGUGGGGGAUUGCAAAGCUCUCACACGGGGAGGCCAUGGCGCUGGUGGGGAACAAGAUGAUGAAAUAG
This is a messenger RNA of Emiliania huxleyi CCMP1516, 1056 nucleotides long. RefSeq lists its product as hypothetical. Bases 1 to 1056 code for a protein of 351 amino acids. Gene Ontology annotation, molecular function: acyltransferase activity, transferring groups other than amino-acyl groups. Lineage: Eukaryota; Haptophyta; Isochrysidales; Noelaerhabdaceae. The transcript is spliced from 5 exons. The record is from RefSeq and is a predicted model, not a curated record. Gene Ontology annotation, biological process: mycolate cell wall layer assembly.